This is a messenger RNA of Rubroshorea leprosula, 2555 nucleotides long. The record is from the annotation of a GenBank genome assembly. Lineage: Eukaryota; Viridiplantae; Streptophyta; Magnoliopsida; Malvales; Dipterocarpaceae.
GAUUCACAGCGUCUAGAGUCGAUUUAGUCGUCUCUGUAACAAGGUUCGGUCCUUAACGCAUCUCCCUCUCUUUCCAUCGUUCUUCCCUCUCUCUCUCUCUUUUUCUUUAAUCUUUAUUCAACAAGUCAAGAAACCUUCAAAUCUCUUAGUUCCUGCAAUUUGAGCUGUUCGCAACAAGAGGAUCUUGAUAUGUGUUUGAUUCUUCUUAAUUGAUGUGAAUAUGAUACCUUUCCAUAGAGAUUGCUUGAAGCAUGUUUUUUCUAAGCAGCAAUUUAUCCAUUCACUCUGUUCUACAAACCCAUUUCACCAAUUCUUUGAUUCUUCUGACAUUUUCCCUGCAUUGAACUCUCCGACCCUUUACCCUGUUGUUUCCCAUUAUUCCAAUCCCAUCAACAAUUACUUCAAUGCCAAAACCCAUAACAAAAUUACCCCAAUUUGCAAAAUAUGGUCAAUUGCAACUGGACAUACAUUUGGGUGUUUUUCAUUAUGUGAAUGUUCCCUUUAUUCGACUAAAGCUCCCUCGAGAUCAUGGAGAAGGAGGAACAGCAAAAGAGAAAAAGCCAACAGCAAACCUGUUCUUGAUGAGGAGAGAUUUCAGCGGGCUGUUUCACAACUCCCACCGAGACUCACUGCUGAAGAACUUUGCAAUGUGAUAACUCUAGAAGAAGAUCCUCUAGUGUGCUUGGAGCUAUUCAAGUGGGCGGGGCAGCAGCCAAGGUUUAGGCAUGAUGUGUCUACUUAUCACAUUACCAUAAAGAAGCUUGGUGUUGCAAAAAUGUACCAAGAAAUGGAUGAUGUUGUUAACCAGGUGCUUGCAAUUCCUUCUAUUGGUUCUGAGGCUCUCUACAAUUCAAUUAUUUACUUUUUUACAGAAGCAAGGAAGUUGGUUAGAGCUGUGAAUAUAUUUAAUCAUAUGAAGAAUUGUAGAAAAUUGGAGUGCAGCCCUUCUAUCAGAACGUAUAACAUUCUUUUGACGGCCAUGUUAAGUAGGGGAAGGAAUUCGUACAUAAAUCAUAUGUAUAUGGAGACAAUUAGAUGUCUGUUUAGGCAAAUGGUCAAUGAUGGGAUUGAACCUGAUAUUUUUGCCUUGAAUUCUAUGAUAAAGGGAUAUGUUCUUUCUCUUCAUGUUAAUGAUGCUUUGCGGAUAUUUCACCAGAUGGGUGUGGUCUAUAACUGUGUUCCGAAUGCUUUCUCGUAUGAUUAUCUGAUUUAUGGGUUGUGUGCACAAGGUAGAACAAACAACGCUAGGGAGUUGUCUGAGGAAAUGAAGGAAAGAGGGUUUGUUCCUAGCAGUAAAUCAUAUAACUCUCUUGUGAAUGCUUUGGCCCUUGCUGGAGAGACUAAGGAGGCAGUGGAUUAUUUAAGGGAGAUGAUUGAAAAACGGAGGACAGUUGAUUUCAUUACGUACAGAACUGUCUUGGAUGAGAUUUGUAGAAAAGGAAGAGUUGGAGAAGCGAUGGGGUUUUUAAAGGAGUUACAAGAGAAAGACCUUGUUGAUGGACAUACUUACAGGAGGCUUCUAUAUGUGAUUGAAGAUGAUUUUUGUGAUUCAAAUGACAAGCAGCAUUAGGUACUGAGCACUAGAGUUAUUUUAUUCCAAUUUAUGACAUAAUUCUGUUCUAUUUUUUACUGCUGAACUAGGAGCUUUUUUGUUCUCUGAUAAUAUAUUGGAGAGACUACAUCAAGCAUAUAAAAUUUUGUGCUGGAUCAAAUUGAUUGAAGUUGUGGCCUCAUAGUGGGUAGCAGCUGCUGCAGAGAUGAUUUGCUUCUUCUCUAGAAGACCUUAUUGGGUUGCAAUUCUUCAUGAAAAAUUUCUAUGUUUAUCCAGAGAAUUGCUUGAAUCAAUUGAUUGUGUUGAUCAGAUUGACUAGAAAUAGUGUUGUGUGUACUUUCAUUUGAACUGAAUAUAAGGAGAAUGUGAAAAUUAAGCAAUUAACAUGCUAGCAAUUUUGCAUUUCAUUAUGAUGGAUUGACUUGCAGGUUCUGAGAGAUGGUUUAACCUUGUGGUUCUUCAGACCAACAACUCUGUAUUACAUGAUUGUUUGACUGAGAGGUAAUGUUCCCUGUAUGGACAGAACUUGACUUCAUUUGGUUUAAUUGUGUCAGAUAAUGGUUUCAUUUCAGAGGCUAGAGAAAGCUAUCCAGAGAGUACUGUUAUCAUGUCAUGGCACCGAAGAGUGACAAUGUUGAUGGUAUUAAUAGAAAACUUUGAUGCCUUGGCUCAAUUCUCAUCCACACUCCGGAUCACCUUUGUUGGGUUGGUAUUCUGCCUCUUGUGAGGUUUCCAUGGGUUGUGAGGUUUGUGUGCGAGGUGGGUUCAUGUUUGCAAGGUUUGAGAACAGGAGAUGAAGCACUGGCAGCCAUGACCAGGCUGCAAGGAUUGAUAUUGGAAGGACAAUUGUGGUCAUUGAUAAAAAAAAACGAAAAAAAAGAAGUGGCCCUCACUUGAAGAGAAACAGGACUGCUAGAUUUUAUCACAUGGUAAUUGUAAUUGUUGAAUCACAUGCCCAUUGUAACUGUUGCUCCUUUCUUUUUCCCUCAAAGCUAUUUAUAUU